Nomascus leucogenys (northern white-cheeked gibbon) is the source of this 3966-nucleotide messenger RNA. It is a transcript of the gene FAS, whose product is annotated as Fas cell surface death receptor. Gene Ontology annotation, cellular component: CD95 death-inducing signaling complex; external side of plasma membrane; membrane raft. Gene Ontology annotation, molecular function: protein binding; tumor necrosis factor receptor activity. NCBI's taxonomy places the organism in Eukaryota, Metazoa, Chordata, Mammalia, Primates, Hylobatidae. Gene Ontology annotation, biological process: motor neuron apoptotic process; necroptotic signaling pathway; regulation of stress-activated MAPK cascade. The record is from RefSeq and is a predicted model, not a curated record.
CUACCCGCGCGCAGGCCAAGUUGCUGAAUCAAUGGAGCCCUCCCCAACCCGGGCGUUCCCCAGCGAGGCUUCCUUCCCAUCCUCCUGACCACGGGGGCUUUUCGUGAGCUCGUCUCUGAUCUCGCGCAAGAGUGACACACAGGUGUUCAAAGACGCUUCUGGGGAGUGAGGGAAGCGGUUUACGAGUGACUUGGCUGGAGCCUCGGGGGCGGGCACUGGCACGGAACACACCCUGAGGCCAGCCCUGGCUGCCCAGGCGGAGCUGCCUCUUCUCCCGGGUUGGUGGACCCGCUCGGUACGGAGUUGGAGAGGCUCUUUCACUUCAAAGGAUUGCUCAACAACCAUGCUGGGCAUCUGGACCCUCCUACCUCUGGUUCUUACGUCUGUUGCUAGAUUAUUGUCCAAAAGCGUUAAUGCCCAAGUGACUGAUAUCAACUCCAAGGGAUUGGAACUGAGGAAGACUGUUACUACAAUUGAGACUCAGAACUUGGAAGGCCUGCAUCAUGAUGGCCAAUUCUGCCAUAAGCCCUGUCCUCCAGGCGAAAGGAAAGCUAGGGACUGCACAGUCAAUGAGGAUGAACCAGACUGCGUGCCCUGCCAAGAAGGGAAGGAGUACACAGACAAAGUCCAUUUUUCUUCCAAAUGCAGAAGAUGUAGAUUGUGUGAUGAAGGACAUGGCUUAGAAGUGGAAAUAAACUGCACCCGGACCCAGAAUACCAAGUGCAGAUGUAAACCAAACUUUUUUUGUAACUCUGCUGUAUGUGAACACUGUGACCCUUGCACCAAAUGUGAACAUGGAAUCAUCAACGAAUGCACACUCACCAGCAAUACCAAGUGCAAAGAGGAAGGAUCCAGAUCUAACUUGUGGUGGUUUUGUCUUCUUCUUUUCCCAAUUCUACUAACUGUUUGGGUGAUGAGAAAGAAAAUACAGAAAACAUGCAGAAAGCACAGAAAGGAAAACCAAGGUCCUCAUGAAUCUCCAACCUUAAAUCCUGAAACAGUGGCAAUAAAUUUAUCUGAUGUUGACUUGAGUAAAUAUAUCACCACUAUUGCUGGAGUCAUGACACUAAGUCAAGUUAAAGGCUUUGUUCGAAAGAAUGGUGUCAAUGAAGCCAAAAUAGAUGAGAUCAAGAAUGACAAUGUCCAAGACACAGCAGAACAGAAAGUUCAGCUGCUUCGUAAUUGGCAUCAACUUCAUGGAAAGAAAGAUGCGUAUGACACAUUGAUUAAAGGUCUCAAAAAAGCCAAUCUUUGUACUCUUGCAGAGAAAAUUCAGACUAUCAUCCUCAAGGACAUUACUAGUGACUCAGAAAAUUCAAACUUCGGAAAUGAAAUCCAAAGCUUGGUCUAGAGUGAAAAACAACAAAUUCAGUUCUGAGUAUAUGCAGUUAGUGUUUGAAAAGAUUCUUAAUACCUGGCUGUAAAUACUGCUUGGUUUUUUACUGGGUACAUUUUAUCAUUUAUUAGCGCUGAAGAGCCAACAUAUUUAUAGAUUUUUAAUAUCUCAUGAUUCUGCCUCCAAGGAUGUUUAAAAUCUAGUUGGGAAGACAAACAUCAUCAAGAGUAAAUGCAGUGGCAUGCUAAGUACCCAAAUAGGAGUGUAUGCAGAGGAUGAAAGAUUAAGAUUAUGCUCUGGUAUCUAACAUGUGAUUCUGUAGUAUGAAUGUAAUCAGUUGUGUUAGUACAAAUGUCUAUCCACAGGCUAACCCCACUCCAUGAAUCAAUAGAAAAAGCUAUGACCUUUUGUUGAAAUAUCAGUUACUGAACAGGCCACUUUGCCUCUAAAUUACCUCUGAUAAUUCUAGAGAUUUUACCAUAUUUCUAAACUUUGUUUAUAGCUCUGAGAAGAUCAUAUUUAUGUAAAGUGUAUGCAUUUGAAUGCGGAAUUUAAAUAAGGCUCUACCUCAAAGACCUUUGCACAGAUUAUUGGUGUCAUAUUAUACAAUAUUUCAAUUAUGAAUUCACAUAGAAAACAUUAAAUUAUAAUGUUUGACUAUUAUAUAUGUGUAUGCAUUUUACUAGCUCAAAACUGCCUACUUCUUUCUCAGGUAUCAAAAGCAUUUUGAGCAGGAGAGUAUUACUAGAGCUUUGCCACCUCUCCAUUUUUGCCUUGGUGCUCAUCUUAAUGGCCUAAUGCACCCACAAACAUGGAAGUAUCACCAAAAAAAUACUUAAUAGUCCACCAAAAGGCAAGACUGUCCUUAGAAAUUCUAGCCUGGUUUGGAGAUACUAACUGCUCUCAGAGAAAGUAGCUUUGUGACAUGUCAUGAACCCACGUUUGCUAUCAAAGAUGAUAAAAUAGAUUCUUAUUUUUCCCCCACCCCCGAAAAUGUUCAAUAAUGUCCCACGUAAAACCUGCUACCAAUGGAAGCUUAUACCUAGCAAUAGUAAAAUCAUCAUCUGGAUUUAGGAAUUGCUCUUGUCAUGCCCUGAAGUUUCUUAGAUUUAAAAGCCUUCUCCUUACUGCUAUCCUACAUUUAAAUAUCUUUGAAAGUUUGUAUUAAAUGUGAAUUUUAAGAUAUAAUAUUUAUAUUUCUAUAAAUGUAAACUGUGAAGAUAGUUAUAAACUGAAGCAGAUACCUGGAACCACCUAAAGAACUUCCAUUUAUGGAGGAUUUUUUUGCCCCUUGUGUUUGGAAUUAUAAAAUAUAGGUAAAAAUACUUAAUUAUAAUAACGUUUUUGGUAUUUCUGGUUUUCUCUUUUUUGGUAGGGGCUUGCUUUUUGGUUUUGUGUUCCUUUUCUCUAACUGCUGCUAAAUAUAACUUGUUUAUGAAUCUUUAAUGCUUUUUGGGUCCCUUAGAAGGUACUUCCUUUUUAACCUUAACCCUUUUAGUAGUUAAAUAAUUAUUUCCAUAGGUUGCUACUGCCAAGAAGACCUCUUCCAGACAGCACAUGAUUAUUUGUCAAACAGCAUCAUAUUCCAGAUACUGGAAUGUGGAUAAGAAAGUAUACAUUUCAAGGGGUAGGUUUUAUUAUUAAGAAAGCCAAAUGAGGAUUUUGAAAUAUUCUUUCCUGCAUAUUAUCCAUUCUAGCUACAUGCUGGCCAGUAGGACAUCUUUCUUUUCUGCAAUUUAAUGCUAGUAAUAUAUUCUAUUUAACCCAUGACUCCCAAAGUAUUAGCAUUUCAACAUGUAAGCAUGUCGGUGAGAUAGUUGUGCUUUGCUUAGGGUUCCCUCCUGUGUUAUGGUCUGGAAAGUGUCUUUAGGCAGAAAGUCUGAGUGAUCAUAGGGUUCGCUCAUUAAUUUCUCUUCUCUGAGCGAUCACAGUCUGUGCUUUCUGCUCUCCAGUUUUCUAUUUCUAGACAGAAGGAGGGCAAGUCAGGUACUAGUUAUUCUUCAUGGCCAGAAGUGCAAGUUCUACUUUUCAAGGCAAGAUUAAGCUAGAGAACACCCUAUUCCACUUUGGUGAACUCAAAGCAAGAACUUUGAGUUCCUUUGGGAGGAGGGCAGUGGAGAAGUCUUUGUACUUGGUGUUGUGGCUUUUUUCCUCAUGGCUUCACCCAGUGGCCCCAAGCAUGACUUCUCCCAAGUCAACGAGCACAGCCAUGUUCCCGAGUUGAGGUGACCCCAUGGUCCAGAAUCAUCCUCAUUCUGGUGAACCUGGUUCUCUUUGUGGUGGGCAUACUGGGUAGGAGAAUCACCCAAAGGUCACUCAUGAUCUGCAGAAAAAAGGCUAUUUGCAGAAGGAGCUCACAGAUCACACUGAAAGCAUUGCAUGUUCAAACAUCUUGGUCUUCUUUAUUGGCAUGCCCACAGGCUCUUCUGACCUCUGAUUAGAUCAGACACUUUUUAGAUAUUGAAUCAUCAGUUUCUGUACAACUAUCUGAAUAAGGCAUAUCAUCAAUGAAAUUUAGAAUUUUUUCUAUGCUCACUCCUGAAUGGUAAUUUGUUUGGGUUUAGAAUUCUAUACCAGGCCAUUUGUAAUUUUCCUCAGCACUUUAAAAAUAUUAAACCAUGUUUUCUUAA